Molecule: messenger RNA, 2855 nt
Organism: Coccomyxa subellipsoidea C-169
Lineage: Eukaryota; Viridiplantae; Chlorophyta; Trebouxiophyceae; Coccomyxaceae
Exons: 15
Coding region: 1-2307 (768 amino acids)
Source: RefSeq, a predicted model, not a curated record
AUGAAUGCAAUUUUGUGCCUUCUGAUUCUCUCUCUUGGCUAUGCUAUAGCCGUGACGGACUUCCGCCCCAAAGAUGACUCAGACGGCCUUGCUAGAGUUGAGGCUAAUGAACCGCUGAACGUCCACAUCGUGUUCUCGAACCAUUUGGACAUUGGAUUCGAUAAAGACGGCAAGGGUGGCACGGACAACGACAUCAUCAACUUCAACUUUGAAGAACACUACCCAGCUGCGAUAAAAUGCGCCAAUGAGCUCCGCCAGUUGGGCGGAACAGAGCGCAUGAAAUACAUGACUCAUUCAUACCUGGUGUCCUUGUUUCUGGACUGCCCUCCCAAUAUGGGCAUCAGGUGCCCUAGCAGACCGGCGGUAGAGGCAUUUAUAGAGGCGGUGCAGAAUGGGGACAUUUGGUGGCACGCCAUGCCCCACAAUGCAGAGCUGGAGUUCAUGGACAGGUCCAUGCUGCAAGCCAGUAUCCAGCUCACUCACGAGCUUGAUGCAGCCUUCGGCCUGCCUCCAAAAAUCACAAUGAGCCAGAGGGAUAUUCCCGGCUUCACUCGGGCGGCGGUGCCUGUGCUGGUGGACUCUGGGGUGAAGGCAGUGACUCUGGGGGUCAAUGGGGGGUCGGCUCCCCCAGAUGUUCCAUACAACACUCCCUUCCUGUGGCGGGACAUACAGUCUGGGACUGAGCUGAUUGCCAUGUGGCACCCAGGUGGUUAUUCGGGGUCACCUGUUGAUAAGGGCAAGGACCCCAUGGAAGGUUGUGUCACUGUGGAGGGCCUCAACCACGUCCUGUGUGCUGCGUGGAAUCUGGGUGACAACUCAGGCCCGCAAAACUCAACCAAGGUCCUUGAGAUCUUUAACCUGGUGAGGGGUUACUUCCCGGGCGCCAAUGUGUUUUCCUCCACCUUUGAUGCAUUCACCACGGAGCUGCUUGCCAAGAAGGACUCCCUGGACCUCCCAGUGGUGACCAAGGAGAUCGGCGACACCUGGAUCUAUGGGGUACAGAGCGAUGCACACAAGGUGGCAGAAUUCCGCGCACUCAUGCGCAUGCGGAGAACCAUGCUCAGCCGGGCGGAUGAGUACCCCAUGCGCAACUUCACCCGCAUGCUCAUCAAGGUCCCAGAGCACACUUGGGGCCCAGAUGUGAAGGUUUACCUCAACGACUACACCAACUGGAGCAAUGAUGCGUUUGCAGCUGUGCAAGGGCAGCAGAAUUACAUCUACAUGACAAACGCCUGGACGCGGCAAGCCUCCUACAACAGAUGGGCACUGGAGGCACUGAAAGAAGCCAGCUCGGGGCCUGUCAGUGCGCGGUUCAAAUCGGAUGGCGCCAUAGAGGAACUGGCAGAGUUGGAGGUUGUUCCCGAUCUUGGGGAUUUUACUCUCCUUGGGAAGGCUGACAACCUGACAUUCUCGUCCCAUGCCUGGACAAUCACCAUUGACCCUGUGUCAGGUGGCCUGUCUGGCCUGUCGCGCAAGUGGAACAACGGGCGGCAGGGCGCGCAGUGGGCGAGCAGCAAGACUCCCCUGGGGCGCUUCAUGUACAGCACAUACACUGAGGAGGACUACAAGGUCAUCUGGGACCAAUACCAGUAUGUGUCACGCAGCGACGACUGGUGGUUCCGAAAGGACUUUGGCAAGCAGGACCUUGACACCCAUGCUGAAACCAACCGCUCCAACACCUACGCCACUGUGCAGCAGACGUGGAGCAAGCAGGACAAUGAGGGCAGUUUUGAGGUGCUCUCUGUGAGCACGCUCCCCGAAGACUUGCAGACGCGAGUGGGAGCCCCAGCACAGAUCUGGCAGUGGUUCAAGUCUCCCUCGGCCGAUGACCGCCUCUUCUACAACGUGCUGUGGGUCAACAAGACCGCCACGCGCCUGCCAGAGGCGCUGUGGGUGAGGUUCACACCAGAUCCCCAGGUGGCCGACCCGGACACGUGGGGCAUGUCAAAGCUAGGCAGCCUAGUGUCUCCCACAGACAUCGUGCGCAAUGGCAGCCACUCCAUGCACGGGGUGGAUGAUGACGGCGUGCUCGUGCGAGGGCUGGGCCACAAGAAGAGCUGGGAGCAGCUCAGGAUCAGGACGCUGGACUGUGCUCUGGUGAGCCCUGGGGUGCCGAACCCGUUCCCCAAUCCUCUGACGCCGUCGGACAUGACACAGGGAAUGUCCUUCAACCUGGCCAACAAUAUCUGGGGCACCAAUUACGUCAUGUGGCAGCCGUACGGGGACCAGAGCCCCAACAUGGGCUUCAGAUUCGAGUUUGAGAUGCUGGACAAAGGCUAUUCAGAGCCUCACAUGGCAUGGCGAUAAUCCUCCGUUGCAUGCAUGAUCUGGAGCACCCAGCAGUCGCAAGCACAAACAAGUUGCCACAACUGUACAGUACCAGAUUCAGUAUUCCUUGGGCUUAGUAAGAGCAGCAAUUUUCUGUUUCCCUUACAGGCGUCUAGACAGAUCUCUUCAGCUGUACGUCUGCACUUCAUAUUCAAACAAGGAGGGGGAUUUGAUUUGGUUAAUGUGGUGCUUACUAGACAGCUGCAAAAGUGCGUCCUAUUUGUUGAGUGCUGGCAUGCACUGAGAUAGUUACGUUGGCCAGAGAAGGUCUCCUGCCAAUCAUUCUGAGUGCGCUGACAGCUCCAACAAUUUGACACUUGCAACAUGUCAAUCCUAUUUAACCGGUUGAGGGGAGUGUUUGAGCUGAUGGCAGUGCUUGACUUCAUUUGGAGCUCUCUAUAAUUACAAUUCUGACCAGGAUAUCCUGAUAACUCUUAGACAAUAAGAGACGCAAGAGGUGCAGAGCUACAAGUGACGUGCAGUUGUGCACAUCUAGAAUACAUCUUGUAAAGAGGAUCAACCCGAGC